UCGUUGCGUGAUUGCUGUCCAUCUCCGGUGCUGCGAUUCGCUGGUGUGUCGGAACUUCGGUCGUGUCUUGGGUGUUCAGUGGCGAUGGAGGGCGGGCGCAUUGACGAACUUGGGAAGCUGACGACGGCGGAGAGGACGGCAGUGGCAGCUGUUACCGCGGUCCUCUUCCGUUGCCAGGUGGAGCGGACGAUGGGGAGACUGAAAGCGCAGGUAAGCGUGCCGCGGAGGAAGGCGAUGCAGUGUAUGGCGGUGGAAGGGUUGGACACCGCCGCCAUUUGCGAUGGCGUGCUCCAGGUGUGCUGCGCCUUGGGUUGCGGGGCGAUGCCCAGAGUGCCGCCCAGGUGGUGGAUGAAAAGAAGGACGGGUGGGGCGUGGGAGGAUCUGCGGCAAUGCGAUGAUGUGACGGAGGAAUACUUUCGGGACAAGCUGCGCAUGUCGCCAAGCGUCUUCCGGGAGAUUUCGGAAGCUUUGUCGCCCUUCCUGCAGCGGCGUGAGACCUUCUACAAUGAACCCUUACAGCCUGAUCAGAUCGUGGCGUACGCGUUGUACCGGUGGGCUUUGGGGGAGACGUACGAGAGCUGCACGUGCAACUUCGGCAUGGGCAGAGCUUCGGGUUUGGUGGCGGUGCGGGACGUGACUGCGGCGUUGCUGAUGGUGUACCGUGAGAAGAUAUCAUGGCCUGAGAGGGUGCGCAAGUCGGUUGUCCUCUGUGCAUUCGCUGACAAGGGGUUCCCCAACUGCCAUGGGUGCAUCGACUGCACUCAUAUCUACAUAGACAAGUCGGCGAACGCCCCUGGCGAAGACUACUACGAUAGGAAACGAUGUUUCUUAGUCGUGGCGUAGGUGGUCGUCGAUCUCAACUUGCGUAUGCUAGAUGUU
Chara braunii is the source of this 879-nucleotide messenger RNA. The record is from the annotation of a GenBank genome assembly. Lineage: Eukaryota; Viridiplantae; Streptophyta; Charophyceae; Charales; Characeae.